This is a messenger RNA of Dendrobium catenatum, 1713 nucleotides long. Its product is annotated as probable sodium/metabolite cotransporter BASS2, chloroplastic. NCBI's taxonomy places the organism in Eukaryota, Viridiplantae, Streptophyta, Magnoliopsida, Asparagales, Orchidaceae. Bases 137 to 1390 code for a protein of 417 amino acids. The record is from RefSeq and is a predicted model, not a curated record. Gene Ontology annotation, cellular component: membrane. The transcript has 13 exons.
UCCAAGUCAGCUCCGAACGAUUUUGAACGCGUGGCUCCUCUCUUGGCAUCGACGAAAGAAAGUCCCAUUCGUCAUCCGUGAGAGAAAAAAUCCUCCGUUUUAAACUUUAAACGAAGAAAGAUCUCCUUUUACCUCCAUGGCUUCAUCGUCGGCCUCAGUGUCAAGAAUUUUGCAGAAGAAUUGCAGAGUUGGUAAUGGAUUUUAUAGGCAAGGGCAUUCUUUAUUUGCGAGGCGGCUUCAAACUCAGUACAAUUGGAAAAUAGUUUUGGAAAACGAGUGGACGAUGGCCGGUAGAGAAGGAGCUCAGAGUGCUGGCAUUAGUUCCCUGAAAGCUGUUUCUGUUGUUCCAAUCACAAAGAGCCUAAAGUUAUCGUGUAAAGCUGAAGCAAACGUCUCUGGUGAUUUUCCUAACCAUGCUCCUGCUGGAAUGAGCCAAUAUGAGAGAAUUGUUGAGCUGCUUACUACUCUCUUUCCAGUUUGGGUAAUUUUAGGAACUAUUAUUGGUAUAUUCAAGCCAGUUGCAGUUACUUGGUUGGAAACAGACCUUUUCACGUUUGGAUUGGGCUUCCUCAUGCUUUCAAUGGGUCUGACUUUGACUUUUGAGGAUUUCAGAAGAUGCAUGCGAAACCCAUGGACUGUUGGUGUGGGAUUUCUAGCACAGUAUUUAAUCAAACCCAUACUAGGCUUUGUCAUUGCAAUGUCUCUCAAGUUGUCUGCUCCUCUUGCAACCGGUCUCAUCUUGGUGUCAUGCUGCCCCGGUGGCCAAGCCUCUAACGUGGCAACUUACAUAUCAAAAGGAAAUGUUGCACUCUCAGUUCUCAUGACAACCUGUUCAACCAUUGGUGCUAUUGUUAUGACACCACUCCUUACAAAGGUCCUUGCUGGUCAACUUGUUCCUGUUGAUGCAGCGGGUUUGGCUAUUAGUACUUUUCAGGUGGUUUUAGUGCCAACAGUUGUUGGAGUGCUAGCACAUGAGUACUUUCCUAAGUUUACGGAGCGCAUAAUCACAAUUACACCUUUGAUUGGAGUCAUACUUACUACAUUGCUUUGUGCAAGCCCAAUUGGACAAGUUUCAGAAGUGCUCAAGUCCCAAGGGGCACAACUUAUAGUUCCUGUAGCUCUCCUACAUGCUGCUGCAUUUGCUCUUGGCUAUUGGCUUUCUAGGUUAUCAACUUUUGGUGAAUCUACUUCUCGUACCAUUUCCAUAGAAUGUGGGAUGCAGAGCUCGGCGCUAGGCUUUCUGCUUGCCCAAAAGCACUUCACCAAUCAUUUGGUAGCUGUACCUUCAGCUGUCAGUGUUGUGUGUAUGGCACUCGGUGGAAGCGCCCUUGCCGUUUUCUGGAGGAACAUGCCUAUUUCAGUCAAUGACAAGGAUGACUUCAAGGAAUGAAUCAGUAGCUGAGUUACAUGACCAUAUCCUACUUUCUUGUCUUAUUUGAAGGGGUUUGCUGCUAUUUAAUUAGAUGAGUUUGAUUAGUUUAGUUUGCCAGUAUGAAACUUAGAUUUUUCUUAGCGGGUAGCUUUUAGUUAAUUAGGAGAAGAGCACCCUGUGAAUGGUGAUAUUCUUGUGCUGGAGCUUAGUUCUUUACUUUGAGCUAUUUGUGAAGAAGUUUUGAAGUGACAAUAUUUGCUGCAGAUGAUUUUGGAAUAAGGUGGGAUGAAUAACUCUAUUGAUGAGUUUUGAAGCAUAACUUAGGCUUGUUUUUGGUUUUU